AUGGCAGACUCACAGAAUACACCGGUGAACGCACAGAUCACGCUGUGCGCCGUAGCGGACAGCAGGCCCGAGCAGUGGGCAGGCGCGGACAUUCGGGCGUGGGCUCUGCAGCGACCUCUGUCGAACUCACAGAAGAUAUGCGACCUGUACCAGUGCGUGCACUGCGGCGAGGUGGCGGCGCGGCGCGCCAAGCGGCGCUCCGCGCGGCGGGCGAGCGAGACGCACGCGGAGGGGCCGUGGGACGAGCCCGCGGCGCGGAGCCUGCACAUCACGGUGUCGUAUGAGGAGGUGGAGUGGCGGCUGCGGCGGCGCACGCUGCCGAUCCUGCCGAGCGCGCAGGACGCGCGCGGCGCGCGUGGCGCGGCGCCGCUGUUUCAGGCGAGCGUGGACGAAGACGACGCGGGGUCGUGCGAGGAGAGCGAGUCCGCGCCGGGGAGCGCCGGGGCCCGGGCGGGCGACGACGUGGUGCUGACGUCGCCGUGCUCGCGACACCACCACCGGCGCAACUCGAUUGCGGUUCGGUUUACGAAGACGUGUCUCAAGACUUUGUAG
Eremothecium gossypii ATCC 10895 is the source of this 552-nucleotide messenger RNA. RefSeq lists its product as uncharacterized. NCBI's taxonomy places the organism in Eukaryota, Fungi, Ascomycota, Saccharomycetes, Saccharomycetales, Saccharomycetaceae. The record is from RefSeq and is marked provisional. Bases 1 to 552 code for a protein of 183 amino acids. The transcript has a single exon.